GUUUAUAUAUGUGAGUUGAGCACAGCCAUCGCUCCAUCAACGGUCUUUCAAAGGUUUUGACGACUUUUGAAACAGUGUUGCUUAUGCGCUUUGCAGCGAACGACCCAGUAUUGGCGACCCAUAAGAUGGUGCCCGAGCCGACGGACCCACGCAUUCCUCAAGCCAAGGCCAAAGAGUGAGUUCAUUCCAUAAGCCACAGCGAAGAGUUCUGGUACUUUGAGUCUACUCUGGAGCUGCUGAGGAGUGCGCGAGCCUUUUGUUUAUUAAACAGGCGAUCCACUGGAUACAUAUGGCCUCAAGCGCUUUGCAAUUAUAUGCAGUGCUAAUUAUUUCACAGCUUCGGUGGCCCUAUGAUUCGCGUCAUCUUCGCGCCCAAGGAGGCAGGUCUGAUCAACGCGGAACACGUCAGCAAGGCUCAGCAAGAAAAGGGGCUCUCGGUACCGCUCAACCUGCUUCGCUCCUCUUCACAGUUCCUCAAGGCGGCAACGAAGCCAGAGUGGGAUGAUUUACGCGACGACGGGCGUACCGUUACGCCCAGGUGCGAUCCCGUGCUCUUCAAGACCUACGUUCACUGGUUGCAUUCCGGUACGAUCCCUCGACCUGAUGACAAUGUGCCCGACUACAAGGACUUCGUGUUCCUCUCCAAGCUUUAUGUUUUGGGCGAGUAUCUAAUGGAUGUGAUAUUCAAAAAUGCGAUAAUUGAAGCCAUUAUUGCCAUUUCCAUUAAAGAGAAAUACUGUCCAAUCGGCGAGGCGGUUAGGAUCAUCUACGAAGGCACUUCAGCAGGCUCACCAGCUCGACGCCUCAUGACGGACUUUUGUGCCAGCAAUGCCAACGAUGAUCCUAGCUGGACGGACGAGUUUCAAAACUGCCCCCAUGAAUUUCUCGUUGAUACCAUGAAGGCAUUGGUCUCAGCUCGUCCGAGGACGUCUGGAGAAUAUCCACUCGAUAUCAAGUACGAGCAUUAUCAAGAACCGUUCCCGACUUUGGCACCCUGAUAGUCUGUUGACGCGAAGACGACAAUACAUGGAUUGCCCAUUAGAUAGGCAACUCGUUUGAUCUGUAGUAGCAUACGGACGGUGGUGAUCAAGAGUAGCAAAGAGUAUUGGUAGGACACCGACGUUGAUCCUGAGAAAAGACGGCUCAAGCCCGACCGUCAUCGCGCUGAUAUCGAAGCUAUGGAACCCGUGUUUGAGUGGAUAAAGACGUCGGAUGUCGGGUCCGGGAAUGUUUUGGCAUUGCGGUAUAUGGCUGCUAGCAUGAUGUAACCUGUUUGAGUGAUCAUCAGCAUUCAACGACAAUGAGAGCAAUGUUCUGAACGGUGGCUGACACAAGAAAUGUGAAUAUUAGCGCACCUGAUCAUGUCUUGAC
Paraphaeosphaeria sporulosa is the source of this 1371-nucleotide messenger RNA. RefSeq lists its product as uncharacterized. The coding region runs from base 351 to 998 and encodes 215 amino acids. The transcript is spliced from 3 exons. NCBI's taxonomy places the organism in Eukaryota, Fungi, Ascomycota, Dothideomycetes, Pleosporales, Didymosphaeriaceae. The record is from RefSeq and is a predicted model, not a curated record.